Cyphellophora europaea CBS 101466 is the source of this 1641-nucleotide messenger RNA. Its product is annotated as cystathionine beta-synthase. Gene Ontology annotation, cellular component: cytoplasm. The record is from RefSeq and is a predicted model, not a curated record. The coding region runs from base 1 to 1641 and encodes 546 amino acids. Lineage: Eukaryota; Fungi; Ascomycota; Eurotiomycetes; Chaetothyriales; Cyphellophoraceae. The transcript has a single exon. Gene Ontology annotation, molecular function: cysteine synthase activity; cystathionine beta-synthase activity.
AUGGCUUCCGUCAAGCCCCUCCCGACCACUUGCCCCGCCGCCAAAUCAUCGAUUCUCGAACAGAUUGGCAACACGCCACUCGUCCGUUUGAACAAGAUUCCUCAGUCGCUGGGCAUCGAGGCGCAAGUAUGGGCCAAAUGCGAGCUGUUCAAUGCGGGCGGUAGCGUAAAGGAUCGCAUUGCGCUCCGCAUGAUCGAAGAGGCCGAGAAGAGCGGGAGGAUCAAACCAGGUGACACUUUGAUUGAGCCGACGAGUGGGAACACCGGGAUCGGUCUUGCCCUCGUAGCAGCGGUGAAGGGCUACAAAACCAUCAUCACCUUGCCGGAAAAGAUGUCGGCUGAGAAAGUGUCUGUCCUCAAAGCACUCAACGCUACCAUCAUUCGCACUCCUACCCAAGCCGCUUUCGACAGCCCUGAAUCUCACAUUGGUGUUGCUCGACGUCUCGAGAAAGAGAUCCCCAAUGCACACAUACUUGAUCAAUAUGGCAACCUCGACAACCCUCUCGCUCACGAGCAUGGUACCGCCGAAGAGAUCUGGACGCAGACCUCGGGUAAAAUCACUGCCGUGAUUGCGGGUGCCGGCACAGGUGGGACAAUCACUGGUAUCGCGCGCGGGCUGCACAAGCACAACUCCAAUAUCAGGAUCAUUGCCGCCGACCCCAAAGGCUCCAUUCUCGCGCUCCCUACCUCACUGAACGAUGAGGGCGCCAACGACCCAUACAAAGUGGAAGGUAUCGGCUACGACUUUAUCCCCGACGUACUCGACCAGAAGAUUGUGCAUAACUGGUAUAAAACUGAUGACCGGGACUCAUUCCACUACGCGCGCCGGCUCAUUGCCGAAGAAGGCAUUCUCGUCGGCGGUUCCUCCGGAUCCGCAAUCGCCGCGCUCGUCGCUGCACACCGCGAUGGGCACUUCUCAAAAGACGACGUCGUCGUGGUCGUCCUACCCGACAGCAUUCGUUCCUACCUUUCCAAGUUUGCCGACGACGAUUGGCUGGCGGCCAACGACCUUCUCCCGCCCACACCACCAGCCGAGCCCGCCUCCCCCAAGCUGCAACGGACCCCUUCUAUCGAGCAACCCAAAGACCCCUUCGCCAAUGCCACCGUGCGUUCUCUCCGCCUGAAGCCAAUCCAGACAAUCCCAGCCGACAGCACCUGCGCAUACGCCAUCGAGACCAUGCGCGACAAAGGCUUCGAUCAGCUGCCCGUCACCAGCAGCACGGGCAAGCGUCUCGUCGGACUCGUCACGCUCGGCAACCUGCUCUCCCGCGUCAGCCACGGGCGCGCCACCGCCCAGUCCCCCGUCAGCGACAUCAUGUUCGACUUUGGCAAAAUCAGCGAGGUCAUCACUGACCCCCGCGAUUUCGGCAACUUGGCGAGCCACGGUGCCAACAACACCGAGGUAAACGGGGACGCCAAGCGGAAAGACCAGAAGGCAAAGUCGCAAAAGGAUUUUGUGGAGAUCACGAUGGACACGCCGCUCAGCGCGUUGAACAGGUUCCUGGAGUGGCAGAGUGCUGCUAUUGUGACGGAGCGGGAUGCGGCGGACACUGGCGCUGGAGGUAAGGGGUCUUUGAAGCCUGUGGCGAUCGUGACAAAGGUCGACCUUUUGACGUGGAUGGUGAGUCAGCAUAAGAUCUAG